AUGCUUAUGCUACGAACCUUGGCUCGCCCGCUCUCCAGCAAUCUUUGCCGGCUGGCGUCCACAGCUCACUUGGACUACUCGCGUUAUCCCACGUUGCAGGAGUCAGACAUAGAGGAAAAUCUAAUGCGCGGCAGUGGACCAGGUGGUCAAGCCGUAAAUAAGACCAACAACUGUGUAUUUCUGCGACAUCUGCCAACGGGAAUAACGGUCAAGUGUCAUCUGCAUCGACUGGCGUCAAAGAAUCGAAUUGAGGCUCGCAAAAUACUUCUCGACAAGCUGGAUGUUCACCUCAACGGAGAUCAUUCAAUUGCAGCACAGAUGAAGCAACUUGAUCAGAAAAAGUCCACAGAACGUAAGCGACGACAAGGCAAACUGCAGGAGAUGAAAAAGAACUGGCAAAGUCGGGAAAGAACCGAAGAUGAAGGCGGCACAACUAAGAACUGAUUAACGAUGUUAACAUAGUAAGAAAACAUUUUAUUAUUAAGAAACAACUUCACCAACUGGAGAAGUCGCCAAAGCCGCUUGCGUUUUUCUUCUUUUUUGCGGGUACUACUGCCGUUAAAGAUUGUGCGUCAGGUCUUUUAGGAGCACUCGGUUUCAGGUACUUGCCUACGCCUUCGCGAUACACUUUAAGCGGCUCGUUUAAGCGUUUAUGUUGUUCAAGCUUUUUGGCAGCUACUUCUUUGCUGAUGGCUUCGUUGGCACGCUCGGUGGCCAAUUGCCCUGCGGCCUCUUCGAAUGGAUUGACAUACACCUGAGUGUUCUCUAUAAUGAUGUCUUCAAUGGGACGGUCCUUAUUGUCCACUUCAAUGUUUUCCAUCUUCUGCAGCGUCUCAAGGCCUCCCACCAAUUUGCCAAAGAUUGUGUGUUUGCCAUCUAGUUGCUUGCACGAGCGAUACGUUAUAAAACUAUCCGAAGAAAUUAAGAGUGUUAUUAGUCGAUCUUCAGCAAAAGUUUAUUACUUACAAUUGGGACCCAUUGGUAGCAGGUCCGGCGUUGGCCAUGGAGAGCACUCCACGUCCAGUGUGUGACAGAUUUGGUUUGAAUUCAUCCUCAAAUGGCUUGCCCCAAAUGGAUUUUCCGCCGGAUCCCGUACCCGUAGGAUCCCCGCCUUGUAU
Molecule: messenger RNA, 1118 nt
Organism: Drosophila nasuta
Lineage: Eukaryota; Metazoa; Arthropoda; Insecta; Diptera; Drosophilidae
Product: mitochondrial translation release factor in rescue
Exons: 1
Coding region: 1-444 (147 amino acids)
Biological process (GO): translational termination
Cellular component (GO): mitochondrion
Molecular function (GO): translation release factor activity
Source: RefSeq, a predicted model, not a curated record